This is a messenger RNA of Exophiala viscosa, 2658 nucleotides long. RefSeq names its product phosphatidylinositol-bisphosphatase. Gene Ontology annotation, cellular component: endoplasmic reticulum. The coding region runs from base 178 to 2301 and encodes 707 amino acids. Gene Ontology annotation, molecular function: phosphatidylinositol-4-phosphate phosphatase activity. The record is from RefSeq and is a predicted model, not a curated record. Gene Ontology annotation, biological process: phosphatidylinositol dephosphorylation. The transcript has a single exon. Lineage: Eukaryota; Fungi; Ascomycota; Eurotiomycetes; Chaetothyriales; Herpotrichiellaceae.
AGCAAUAAUGCGGCUGCGGCUGCAUCUCAUCUGUACUUGUUGUAGGUCUUGUCUGUCUGCGCAAGCCACCAGCGAAUUCCACCGUCGCAUUCUCACCCACAGCUACGAUCCAAAAUGAUACUCUAGUGGUGAGACAACGUCUCUCACCAAAGCUCUCAAGCUCCCAUAGCCACAGCAAUGGCAAACCUUCUACCUUUCCGCGACAUCAACGUCCACGCUUCGACAAGCCACUAUGCCUUCACCUCACCCUCGACCCCCUCCGCGCCUACUCUCGUAGUGGAACGCCCGUCGGGAGAUAUCAGACUCAACGAUGGAGCCCUUCUAGGUGCCAAACGUGUCUCAAGCAUCGCGGGUAUACUAGGAAUCAUCAAGCUCAAGCUGGACAAGUAUGUUAUUGUCAUCACCAAAGCUCAGCCUAUGGGCAGGAUAAGAGGCCACAUGGUGUACAAGGUCGUGGCUACAGAGUUCCUCCCUUUGCGAGAGCGAGCAGUCCACGAUCCUGACGAGGACACAUACCUUUCCUAUGUCAAAAGCCUGAUUGCGGCUGGGCCCAUGUAUUUCUCCUACUCCCACGAUGUCACUUCCACCUUUCAACGCCAGUCACAGUCCGAUCUCUCACAACCAUUGUGGAAACGAGCUGAUGACCGAUUCUUCUGGAAUCGCUUCAUUCAGACCGAUCUUAUCGACUUCAGGACGGGAGGUGGAUCUGCAGGCGGACUGAGGGGUCAGCAGCAGCCAGGAGCUGAUCCAUUCAUCUUACCUGUCAUGUUUGGUAUGUUGGAGAUCAAACCAGCCACUAUCAAAUCGACCAGCUUCACAUUUGCUCUGAUCACGCGGAGAUCCAGAUUCCGUGGUGGUACCAGGUACUUUUCUCGGGGUAUCGACGAACAAGGUCAUGUCUCCAACUUCAACGAGACGGAGCAGAUCGUCAUCUUGAAUGAUGUCUCCGGCCAGCCGACGGGAUAUGCUGGCAGCCAGGGCGUGCAGAAGACUGGGCCACAGUCGGCCGAGACUCAAAUCCUAGCGUACGUCCAGACCCGUGGAAGUGUGCCCGUGUACUGGGCCGAAAUCAACGACCUACACUAUACGCCCAAACUCCAGAUUCGUGGCAUCGAGUCAGCUGUAGAUGCCGCACGCAAGCAUUUUGACGAACAGAUCAGAAUCUAUGGCGAAAACUACCUGGUGAAUCUAGUCAAUACGCGAGGAAGAGAAGAACGUGUGAAGAAGGCCUAUGAACAAGUGAUUCGAAUUCUCGUCAAGUCUCCAGAAGAGUCAGUCAAAGGCGGGCGGGAGACUGAUGAGAGGUUCCACGAAAUUCGCCCAGAUGAGCCAAGCCAGAAUAUGGACCGAUUGCAUUAUGUGUAUUUCGACUUCCACAAUGAAACCAAGGGGUUAAAGUGGCACCGUGCCGAACUUCUGCUGGACGAGCUGAUGGAUGGACUGAGGAAGGGUCAAUACUUCCGCGGCGUGGAACUGCCCGGCAAUCCGUCGGGUGCCCUUGAGAUCCGAUCAUUGCAGACCGCGGUCGUACGCACCAAUUGUAUGGACUGUCUCGACCGGACCAACGUCGUGCAAAGCAUGCUGGGCAGAUGGGCCUUGACCCAGCAACUCCAAGAUCUUGGUAUCUUGCAACAGGGAGAGAAGGCUAGCGACGAUGCUGCACUUGAAUUGCUGUUCCGCAAUGUGUGGGCGGACAAUGCGAACGUCGUGUCCAAGUCGUACUCUGGAACAGGCGCAUUGAAAACCGACUUUACACGCACCGGUAAACGGACAAGGGCCGGCAUGGCGCAAGACUUCAACAAUUCAGCCACUCGAUAUAUACGCAACAAUUUCUUGGACGGACCUCGACAGGACGGUUUCGAUCUCUUCCUCGGCACGUAUCUUCCGUCUACUUACGGUGUCGGGUCGUCCACGACGUUCAAAGACCCGAGGCCGCUCAUCCUACAAGCCAUUCCCUACAUCUUGGCGGCUUCGGUAUUCAUCAUUUUGACGGCCCUUCUUACUCGUCGUCCUCCUGAGGCUGCGGUGUGGCCACUGCGACUUUUCAUCGUACUUUGUAUGGUGGUUGCCGGGUGGUCUCUUCAGUUCAUUUAUUCGCAUGGUCCGAUCUACGUCAACUGGCCCAAGCUGAAUACACCUCCAUCGGCCACGGAAGCGUUUCAUGAUACUUUAGCGAGGGCUCAGAAGGACAAGAUCAUUGGACAUCUGAUUGCAGCGACUGGUGGAAGGGACCGAAGAUCUCGCAAUAUGAGUUUGGCCAACAUGGGCUACAUGGAAGAAGGGAAGAAGAGAACAGAAUAGAGUAUUGUUGGGAUGCCGAUCGUGACGAACAAUGCAAUGUAUGUAGCAUGGCUAGAUUAGACCAGCGAAUUGAGCAACAAUGAUUUCGGUCAAAGUUCCCUCCACCGACCAAGCUCGUAGCCACAUGUUGCAGUCCAUCUCCAAUCCCAAAUAUCUCACACAUCCACGAGCUACGGCAGUGAUAUAAGAUACCUAAGUUAGGUACUCAGAUCAGGUCUGGGGGUUGAGUGGGAUACUAACUUAAGGUCAACCCAACCUGCCUCAUCCAGAAAUAUGACAGACAGCCCGGCAAGACGGAACCGCUAGAUUUCCUCCAACAACAACCACCUCCCUUCUCUGACUGCUACUCGUUCUCAG